Aphanomyces astaci is the source of this 2494-nucleotide messenger RNA. RefSeq lists its product as hypothetical. Gene Ontology annotation, molecular function: long-chain fatty acid-CoA ligase activity. The record is from RefSeq and is a predicted model, not a curated record. The transcript has 5 exons. Bases 73 to 1521 code for a protein of 482 amino acids. NCBI's taxonomy places the organism in Eukaryota, Oomycota, Saprolegniomycetes, Saprolegniales, Verrucalvaceae. Gene Ontology annotation, cellular component: endoplasmic reticulum; membrane. Gene Ontology annotation, biological process: fatty acid metabolic process.
AAAAUAAUAUCUUUGAGUAAAACUGCCAUUUGUCGACUAAACCUGGAUCUUCUUUCUUCCUUCUUUCCAAGCAUGGGCGCGGCCGAGUCUACUUCCCGAGUCUUCUCGCAAGAGAUCCCCUUCAGCGACGCGCCUGGGUAUGGUCCCAUCCGCACAGCCCCCGGCAACCUCCCACUCGCCGACCACACCACGACGUUGUGGGAGAACUUCAAGGUCGGGCUGUCCGUGGGAGCCGACAACCAGUACCUGGGCACCCGGUCGCGCAACGCCAGCGGCAAGGCGGGGCCAUAUACGUGGCUGACGUACAACGAGGCGCACGACCGCGCCACGCGCAUCGCGACGGGGUUCCACCACCUGCUUAAGGUCGGUCGGCAGGAGGUGGUCGGCCUCUUCAGCAAGAACCGUGCCGAGUGGAUCCUCACCGAGAUUGCGUGCAACCGCAUGAGCUACGUGGUGGUGCCGCUGUACGACACGUUGGGGCCGAAAGCGAUUCCAUUCAUCCUCAACCAUACCAACAUGCGCGUGCUCGUGUGCUCGGGCGACCUCGUCGCCACCGUACUUCAAGCUAAAGGCGACUGCCCCAGCUUGGAGUUUGUUGUCAGUAUGGACGAUUCGAUCACAUCCCGGCAGCGCAGCGACGCCGACAGCAAGGGCGUGACCCUCUUGACCCUUCAUGAAGUCGAAACAGUGCCUGACGCCACAGUGCCGCCGUCGCCGCCGUUGCCGUCGGACGUGUCGACGAUCUGCUACACAUCUGGCACGACUGGGGACCCCAAGGGCGCCAUCCUCACACAUCGCAACUACACGACGGCCACGCUCAUGCUGGCGGACCGCAUCGACUGCCGCGGCCACAUGGUGCACAUCUCGUACCUCCCGCUUCCGCACGUGAUGGAGCGCUGCGUGACCUCCAUCAUUGCGCGACUGGGGGCGAGCAUGGGGUUCUACCAGGGCGACGUGGUUCACCUCAUGGACGACAUGGCCGAGCUCAAACCCCACUUAUUCGUGUCGGUGCCUCGGCUGUUCAACCGCGUAUACGACAAGAUCGUACAGGGCGUGGCGUCGGCGGGUGGCGUGAAGAAGCUCAUGUUUGACUACGCAUACGCGACCAAGAAGCAGGGGCUCGCGGACGGCACCAACGUCCAUGCGCUGUGGGACGCGCUCGUGUUCUCCAAGAUCCAGGCGGUGCUGGGGGGCCGCGUCGAGCUGAUCGUGUCGGGAUCGGCGCCGCUGGCUGCCAACGUCAAGGAAUUUUUAAAAAUAGCCUUCUCGUGUCGGGUGGAAGAAGGGUAUGGCCUCACCGAAACGGGCGCCGCGACCACGUUGUCACAUAUCGACAUCCCCACGGGCGCGCAUGUCGGCAUCCCCGUCGCCAAUGUCCAAGUCCGACUUGCCGAUGUGCCCGAAAUGAACUACACGAGCGCCGACGUGCCGCGGCCCCGCGGCGAAAUCUGCGUCCGCGGCAACAACGUGUUUGUGGGGUACACAUGGACAGCAGCAUUGUAUUCCAUGAGUGGUCACUAGUAGUUACUAGAAGUGGGUGGAGUUCUAGUAGUAGGUCCUAGUAGUAGGUCCUGAUCACUGUCCACUGCACGGUGCAGUAUACUCAACGACUGAAGUUCAUCAUCAUACGUUAGUUGUACUAUAAUACUGUGCAGGCGCUCCUCGUAGUAGUACUAGUAGUACUUAUUGUAGCAGUGUGCUUUGCCUCGAUGUGUAGUUAGUUACCUUAGUAUUUGCGAUGUGGAUUGACAGUGUACUAGCAUUUGACUAGUUUUGGUUUUAUAAUAUGGGUAGGUACUACAAGGAGCCAACCAAGACUGCCGAGGUGCUGUCGGCGGACGGGUGGUUCUCCACGGGGGACAUUGGGGCGUGGAAUGCCGACGGCACUCUGAGCAUCAUCGAUCGCAAGAAGAACAUCUUCAAGCUGGCGCAGGGCGAGUACGUGGCGGCCGAGAAGAUCGAAAACAUCUACGCCAAGAGUCCAUUCGUGGGCCAGAUCUUUCUGUAUGGGGACUCGUACCAGAGCUACUUGGUGGCGGUGGUCGUGCCGGACCCAGAGGUCGUGCAGGCAUGGGCGGCGGAGCGCAAACUUCCGGACGGAACCAACCUCGCGGCGAUGGCGGCGCGGCCCGAUCUCAAGGCGGCGAUCCUGGCAUCCAUGGCGGAGGUGGCCAACGACGCCAAGCUGAACGGGUUUGAAUGUGUCAAGGACAUUCACGUGCAUCCGGAUGUGUUUUCCGUCGAACACGACCUGGUGACCCCCACGUUCAAGCUCAAGCGACCGCAGCUCAAGGCGUACUUUCAACGGCAAAUUGACGCCAUGUACGCCCGUGGACUGAAAUAACAAUCGAGAUUGCAUAUUCAUACUAUACUACGACUUUGAAGUAGAAAUUAACAAUCGAGAUUGCAUAUUCAUACUAUACUACGACUUUGAAGUAGUAACUAACAAUCGAGAUUGCAUAUUCAUACUAUACUACGACUUUGAAGUAGAAAU